Molecule: messenger RNA, 1658 nt
Organism: Strongylocentrotus purpuratus (purple sea urchin)
Lineage: Eukaryota; Metazoa; Echinodermata; Echinoidea; Camarodonta; Strongylocentrotidae
Product: homeobox protein Hox-A2-like
Exons: 3
Coding region: 1-1122 (373 amino acids)
Biological process (GO): regulation of transcription by RNA polymerase II
Cellular component (GO): nucleus
Molecular function (GO): RNA polymerase II cis-regulatory region sequence-specific DNA binding; DNA-binding transcription factor activity, RNA polymerase II-specific
Source: RefSeq, a predicted model, not a curated record
AUGUACGUAGAUGAAGCAUUGGCGGUCAUUCGGAAUUUAAGAGAUGGAAAUACCUUUGGGGCAAGUGGUAGCCCCCUCGCGUGGGACAUUCUAGCCAGAGUCUUUCAAGACAGGUGCGCUGCCCUAAUCCAUCAAAUGUUUCCCCGCCAACGCACACCCGUCACCUUUCCGCUAACCUGCGAGCCAAUGUUCGCCGCUUGGUCUGCCUUUCCGUGCGAUGUAUCUCCCCGAGCGGCAACCCCUCUUCCUACCACCACCACAACAACAACAACUGCUUCAUCCUGCUAUCACACAUCCUCAUCAUCACCACCACCACCACUGCCGCCAUCAUCGUCUCCUUCAUCGUCGACCACCGUUUCAUCGUCACUCUUCGUUGCAUCCGAGGUUUCACCGUGCUCGACGUCCUGUGCGUACGCUGAAGGAGCACAGCGGGAUGGGCGUGUCCUUAAGAUGGUAAGGAGUGGUCCCCAGGUGACCAUCCCCUCUGUCAGGCUGCCAGAGUACCCCUGGGUCAGUGAUACCCCUCCCAUGCUGUUGGACUCCAAAGGAAAGGAUCAACCCCAAGAUACAGAAUCAUUCAAAUCAGAUAUUUUGUUCAUUUCAGGCUCAUCAUCUGGUCGACGCAUUAGGACCGCGUUCACGACGACACAGCUCCUCGAACUCGAGCAGGAGUUCCGUCUCAACCAUUAUCUAUGUCGUCCUCGUCGCAUCCAAAUCGCUGCUUACCUUGAACUCUCCGAACGCCAGGUAAAGAUAUGGUUCCAAAAUCGGCGCAUGAAGCAGCGAAGACUCGAAUGCAAGGCACGCGGCGAUGGUAAAACCUGCACGGACUCGGCGACGCCCCGAUUGGACAAGGAACAAAAAGGUGAUGACGAUCCACCAAUCAAGAACAGGCUUAAGCAGGGCAAAGUCAGAUGUUCUGUAUCGACUGAUUCUAUAGGACAAAAGUUGAAUAUCAAUACAUCUACGUCACAGUUCGUAGAGCACGGUGACAGUGGAACCAUCGAUGAGGUGAAACAACAAUGGUAUAGCGAUAUAAUGCGCAAAUGUGACGUUUUAUGUGGUUCGCUUCUCAACGAACAAAAUUGUUCCUCUAAACCAGGCUGCGUUGUACUUACAUAGUUCCAAAAGAUUAAUGAAUUGUAUUUAAACAUACAGUUUUUUAGUUAUGGUUUAUUUAUUGUUCUUGUCUACUGUAGCAUUCUGCCAUACUUUGAUUUAUAAAGAUGGUGGAAACUUCUUUUCCAUGUUAUUAUGUAUAACAUUCAACUAAGCAAACUGUUCGAAAGGAGGUAAAAAGUAACGCACAUGCUCAUGCGAUUGAGAAAUACUUUGUGUUUUCAUGACUAAGGCUCAGCCUACUUUUUGUCAUGUUUUUGUUUUGUUUUCAUUACCAUACACACGAGAAACUUUCCAAGUAUGUUCUGGUAUAUUGAAUUCCAAAACGAGAAUAAUGUACGAAAAGGGUGAAAUGGACUGAGUACUGGGAACAUGAAGCCAGGCCUAAGUUGUUCUUAAAAUUGAGCUUCAAAACCUAAGUGAAGAAAAACGGUUAUCAAUUUAGAUAAAGCUAUAUUGACAAGGAAAGUGCCCUUUUCACCAUUUAAGCCACGCCAUUAGAUAUUUACUGUUUAAAGAUGGAAACCCAAAAUUACAGA